AUGUUUCUAGCGAUGAGGUUAAGCGGUUAUUCUAUUCUCAUCUCGAUUCUUCUAGGCUGGUACGGGGUGGGCUUCAAAUUACCAGUUAUCGGCCAUCGCCACCCGUCAGCCCACCAAAGUGAUCCCCUCGAAACGGAAACUAUCUUCCUUAAGUUUAACGAGAGAAACACCGCUCCUAGUCGAUGUGAGUUUGCUUGCACUUACCUGUCCAAGACAUACGCGGACACCGUCGCGUUCCCUGGGAGCGACAAAUACAGCCAGUUCCAAGCGAGUUUUUGGUCGCAGCAGCAGUCAAAAACCCAGCCAAUGUGUAUUUUCCGCCCGAAGAACGUGAGCCAAGUGUCCUUCGCCAUGUUCGUAAUCACACAAGUCAACUGUACAUUUGCUGUGAGAAGUGGUGGACAUGCUACGUUUCCAGGCGCAUCUAAUAUCCAGGAUGGUAUGGCAUUCGACAUGAGAUCCAUUAACGACAUCAUUAUAGCGCCAGAUCGAAAGACUGCGAUUCUGGGCACAGGGAAUACCUGGUAUGAUGUAUAUAAAGCACUGGAGGUCCACAACCUCAUAGCCGUGGGGGCGCGUGCUGGUGAUGUAGGGGUUGGAGGCCACAUUCUUGGAGGUGGCAUCUCUUUCCUAUCCAAUCUGUAUGGCUGGGCUUGUGGUAACGUCAUAAACUAUGAGGUUGUGGGCGCUUACGGUGGGAUUCUCAAUAUCGAUGCUCAGAGACCAGAGAUGUUCUUCGCGUUAUGUGGAGGAGGGAACAAUUUUGGAAUCGUAACCAGGUUCACCGUGAAUAUAUACCCCCAAGGUCCGAUGUGGCAAGGGCUGCGAGAGUUCAGCAUGGAUCACAAACAGGCUGUUCUCGAUACAUACGUGAACCUCGGGAGAGCAAUCAUCAAGGAUCUCAGGAGCAGCAACGGUUUCAUAGCCUUUACCGUCACGCAGGAAGCGGAAAGGAUCAGAGCGCACCUGGAGAAUGCGGAUGGAAUUCCAUACCCUCCAAUAUUUGCAGAGAUGGAAGCCAUACCCACUGUUUUUGAAUCGUCUAAAGUCCAAUACAUGUCCGAAAUAACAAAAGCUUUGGCGAAUGAAACCCCACCGGGGUCACGAUAUACACACUGGACAUACACGUUUAAAUUGGAUGCUUGGCUCGUGAGGUUCGUAGCAGAUACAUUUCUUGCAACAAUAAACCCUCUUAGAGCGAUCAGGGGUAUCGUCGUUGAAUGCAAUUUCCAAACCGUCACGGAGCCAAUGUUAUCACAAAUGAAGGGAAACGCAUUCGGUCUGUCAGUUGAAGGUGGACCAUAUACCCUACAUCUCCUCUCCGCAGCAUGGUCCAACGAAGCAGAUGAUGAGACGAUCUACAGGACCUUCUCCAACAUGAUACAAACAAUCAAAGAGGAAGCCAAUGAAUCCGGCGUGCACACCGAUUACCUCUUCAUGAACUAUGCAAGCCAGUUCCAAGAUGUGAUUUCCAGCUAUGGGGCCGACAAUGUCCAGCGGCUGAGGGUGGCCUCAUAUAACGAUGAUCCGGAAGGGUUUCUCAGGGAAUUGCAACCAGGAUAUUUCAAAUUGAACGGCAGUGCGCCGGCUGAAUUGCGGAAAGGUUGA
This is a messenger RNA of Histoplasma capsulatum G186AR, 1608 nucleotides long. RefSeq names its product FAD binding domain-containing protein. Gene Ontology annotation, molecular function: FAD binding. Lineage: Eukaryota; Fungi; Ascomycota; Eurotiomycetes; Onygenales; Ajellomycetaceae. The coding region runs from base 1 to 1608 and encodes 535 amino acids. The record is from RefSeq and is a predicted model, not a curated record. The transcript is spliced from 3 exons.